This is a messenger RNA of Phyllostomus discolor (pale spear-nosed bat), 676 nucleotides long. It is a transcript of the gene CD70, whose product is annotated as CD70 molecule. Gene Ontology annotation, biological process: tumor necrosis factor-mediated signaling pathway; immune response. The record is from RefSeq and is a predicted model, not a curated record. Gene Ontology annotation, cellular component: plasma membrane; extracellular exosome. Gene Ontology annotation, molecular function: tumor necrosis factor receptor binding. NCBI's taxonomy places the organism in Eukaryota, Metazoa, Chordata, Mammalia, Chiroptera, Phyllostomidae.
GCGACUCGCGCUAGUCUGCGAACACACAGCCAUGCAGUGCUAGUAGAAGACCACGAUGAUGAGGUCAGAGGAGGGCUCCACCCGCACGUUGUGCCUGCGCUGGGCGCACAGUCAGAAAAUUGUUCUGCUGCUUGUUUUCUUUGUCUUCGUGAUGUGCUGCAUCGUCUGCUGGACGCCCCGCACAGCGCAGUGCCACCUUAAGCCGACUGAGCAGGACAUAGCUGAGCUUCAUCUGAACUACACAGGACCACGGCAGGACCCCAGACUGCUCUGGAAGGGAGACCCAGCACUGGGUCGCUCCUUCCUGCAUGGACCACAAUUGGAUAAUGGACAACUGCGUAUUCAGCGUGAUGGCAUCUACCGGUUUCAUAUUCAAGUGACUCUAGCGAACUGUAACUUCUCUUCAAAGAUAACUGAAACCCAAGAGCUUCUAGCUGUGGGCAUCUGCUCCCCAACCACCCACAGCAUUACUCUACUACGUCGGAACUUCCAUCUCAGUUGUACAGUUUCUUCCCAGCGCCUGACACCCUUGGUCCACGGGGACACUCUCUGCACCAACCUCACUCUGCCGCUGGAGCCAUCCCAAAAUGCCGAUGAGACCUUUUUGGUGUUCACUGGGUACAACCCCUGAUGGUUGCACUUUCCAGCCAGACGUGUUGGGCAGUGGUUUUCUUCU